Messenger RNA from Morone saxatilis (striped sea-bass), 6735 nucleotides. RefSeq names its product CREB regulated transcription coactivator 1a (gene crtc1a). The transcript is spliced from 16 exons. The record is from RefSeq and is a predicted model, not a curated record. The coding region runs from base 123 to 1901 and encodes 592 amino acids. Gene Ontology annotation, cellular component: cytoplasm; nucleus. Lineage: Eukaryota; Metazoa; Chordata; Actinopteri; Moronidae. Gene Ontology annotation, molecular function: cAMP response element binding protein binding. Gene Ontology annotation, biological process: protein homotetramerization; positive regulation of transcription by RNA polymerase II.
ACACAAAUUUAAAUUGCACUCUGUGGUGUUUGGUUUCAGCCUCUCUAACCGGAAGCUGUGUGUCCUCACUCCGUGUCACUUGACACUGGACAUUGAGGGAAAACGGAGCAGAAGAGCGAAACAUGGCGACUUCGAACAAUCCGCGGAAAUUCAGCGAGAAAAUCGCUUUACAUAACCAGAAGCAGGCAGAGGAGACAGCGGCGUUUGAAGAAGUGAUGAAGGACCUCAGCAUUACCCGGGCAGCAAGGUUGCAGCUGCAGAAAACUCAGUAUUUACAGCUGGGGCCGAACCGCGGGCAGUACUAUGGAGGAUCUUUGCCAAACGUCAACCAGAUCGGAAACGGCGCUGUCGAGAUGUCUUUUCAGAAUUCAGGGCUGGACGCGAACAGAUCGACACGACACCACGGGCUGGUGGACAGAGUGUACCGGGACCGGAACCGCAUCACAUCACCCCACCGAAAACCCCUCUCUAUUGACAAACAUGGACGCCAGAUUGACAGCUGUCCAUAUGGCUCAGUAUAUCUGUCACCACCACCUGAUACUAGCUGGAGGAGGACAAACUCUGACUCAGCACUGCACCAGAGCACAUUAACUCCUGCCCAGCAGGCCUCUUUCACCGGAGGGUCACAGGAGCUGCAGCCAAAACGAGUUCUCCUGCUCACUGUACCAGGGGCUGAAGCAAUUAAACAAGAGGCUGAUGAAGAUGGACAGAAACAGAACUGGGAAUGCAAAAAGAACAUUUCAAGGUCCAAGCCCUGCAAAGUUCCAGGAAUCCACAUAUUUCCGUCUCCUGACCAGCAGUUGACCACUUCACUGAAACCAGCAGCCCACAACACUGGCGGUUCUCUUCCUGACCUGACUAACAUCCAGUUUCCUCCUCCACUGCCCACCCCGCUCGACUCAGAUGAUGCAGCAGCCGCCUCGUUCAGCUCCUCCAACAGCACACAGACCCUGGCUAACACGCAAGGAGUGAACACAUCUCAGCCCACAGUAACCAUGGAAAUACAGCCUGGGCAGGACAACAUGGUUCCUCUCAUCCUGAAUGCAGGAGACUCCCACCAGCACCAGAACCUGCAGCUUUCCCCAACAUCUCCACCUCUCAGUCUCUCUCAGCUGUGCUCCCACCAGGCGGCCAUCAAUGCCAUGAAUCUUGAGCAGCAGCUGUCCCAGUAUGCCUUUUUCAACCAGCAGCCGUCGUCCCAGAACCACCAGAGCCAGCAAAUUCUCAAGACAGGUCUGGUCCAGCUGUCGUCCUCUGUGAACUCCUGCUCCACGUCAGACAACCAGACGUCCUCGCACACCAACAUGACCAUAGACAUGAACACGGCCUCUUCCCUCCAACAGUACCGCAGUAGGGUUGGAUCCUCUGCCAAUCAGUCUCCAACCUCCCCCGUCUCCAAUCAAGGCUUCUCACCUGGAGGCUCGCCUCAACAUAACUCCAUACUGGGCAGCGUGUUUGCAGACUUCUAUGACCAGCAGCUCCCAUCGAUUCAGGCCAGCGCUCUCUCACAACAGUUGGAGCAGUUCAACAUGAUUGAAACCCCCAUCAGCUCCGACAGCCUGUAUAACCAGACCUCCACCCUCAACUACUCCCAGGCUCUUAUGAUGGGUUUGACGGGUGGCCAUUGCAACCUGCAGGACUCGCAGCAGCUGGGCUACAGUAGCCAUGGCAACAUCCCCAACAUCAUUCUCACAGUGAGUGGAGAGUCUCCCCCGAGCCUGCCCAAGGACCUGACCGGCUCGCUGUCCACAGAUGUCAGCUUUGAUAUUGACUCCCAGUUCCCGCUCGACGAUCUGAAAAUUGACCCACUGACGCUUGAUGGCCUGCACAUGCUCAAUGACCCGGACAUGGUCCUUGCUGACCCCGCCACAGAGGACGCGUUUCGCCUUGACCGGCUCUAACCACUGCACAGGUGUGUUGAGGCUGCUGCCCCGGGGUUAAGCUUGAGGUUUACAUCUGAGAGGAUAAAACCAAGAGAUGCAGAUUUCUGAAGCGUGCUGGUUGAGACCUUGCCAGGGCAGAGCAUCAAUUUCAAAUCAACCCAAACACAAUCAAACCCCCACAAGAGAGCUUUUAAAAGAGACGAUCAUUGUAGAAAAAUGCAUUGAAAUGGAUGGCGGCCAGCGGCCCUUUUCUUCAGAACCGGAAAGAUGGCUUACAACUGAUGGCAUUCAAGUUAUGGUAUGAAUGAUGUUCAUGGUUCUGUCUACUUUUUUUUUGCAAAUGACACAUCCAAUUUUAAAUAAUGUUAAACGCCUCAUUUGAGGAAGCUUAAUCAUGAGAGCAGAAGGAGCCUAGUCUCUUACUCUCCAUCAAAGACUGACUAAACCGUGUCUGCAGAGCAAACCCUUACCAAUACCCAUAACUUGCCAUAGAUUAGCUUGAUCAAGUUAAACCUCCUUCUGUGCCAAGUUCUCACUAGUACAUUCAGUUUGGAUGUUUAUUUAGUGCUAAUCCCCGUGUGGAUUGUCAUAAAAGCCAAAGUCAGACCGGGUUUGAUUUUUCCCAAAUUUCCUCCAAAGUCUUCAGUAAUGAUGAGUCAUGAUUUUGCCACCUAAGUUAUUUUUAGGAGAUGCUGAAUUUUGAUUUUAACCAUAGUAAAUAGCAGUCAUCAGUUAUGCAUGAAAUCACAGAUCACUGUGCAUACUUGUUUUGCCUUAAUAGCUUGACAUUUUGGUUUUCAUGCAAAGCUGACUAUUAUGUAAAUGAGAAGAAAAAAAAACAUUUUAAUUGUAAUCUGUACUGUUUUAAUGGUGGUUUGGCCUACAUCAUUCAAAGUUGCAUUACUGUAGUUGUAUUUUUGAGGUGUGCUGAUCUUUAUCCAUUAUUUCAUCCAUCGUCACUACCACGUUGUUUUCCAUAUUCAUUUAUCAGUCAAAUAUAAAUGGAUAUAUUGGUUCUUUGUUAAGAAAUAGAUGUUUACAGGCUUGUUUUGUUUUAUAUUUUACAUGUACAGAAUGUGAUUAGAUUUUGCGUAAUGGUAUCUAUGCAAAACUACAGCGAUUGAUUUAGGACUGUCAAAUGAAACAGAAAAAAUGAACCCUUAUAAAAAGAAGCCAAUGUGCAAGAUUCUUAUUGAAUGCACAGCGAUGGUGCCAUGUUAUAUUUCUUUUGAUACUUUUGAAACUCUUUACAUUUUUCUUUCAGAUAGUAGAGAGAGAAAAAGGCUCAGUGAGUGUGGUGGCAUACAGUAGAAACUCUCCUGGAUUACUCCCAAAGAUGUGACCUCAGUGUAGUUGAAAUAUAUAUAUUUUUCCAGACAAUUGAACUGCCUCUAUACUAGAACAGCAUUGUUGAUGCAAUGAGAAUGUAUUUAGGUCACAUCUGUACAGUUGUGUUGUUUCCAUCUUGUCAUCCUCAUUGCCUCUCAUAUCUAGCCUUUAUGUACUGUAGGACCAAAUAUAUUUCACCUGUUAUUUUUCUCCCUGAAAAGGAGAAUACUGUUUUAAGUUUUAUAUAUUAUGACUUUUUUGUUUCCUUGGCACUACACUGACACUGAAUAUCCGUUUCCUCGUCAAGCUCGUGUUGUGUGUGCCAUAUAUCGAUGUGUUUCAUGUCUCUCCGUUCUGCAUUUAUACUAGCUUCAAACAUUUGCUCUUUAAAAAAAACCUCUGUAAAGUCAGUGUGUUUCUCGGUGAGUGAAUACAUUGGAUUCAUUCAUUCAUAACCGUGUCCCAUAUCUCAUAUUGCACUUUAUGCAUUCAUUUUAAACACUGAUUUCUGAGAGUUUAUAUACCAACCCCCCCGUGACUGUUAUGUGCACUGGACCUGUGUGCCCUGUCUUUAAUUAAACUUGCCUUCUUGUAAAAAAAAAAAAAAAAAAAAAAAAGAAAAAAUGCUAAAUUAAAUUAUAGUUAUUUUUGAAAAGUCAUAUACAGAUAGUCUAUUUAACAGAGCUGUUUUUACUUAAUCGUGAGUAUUUUGUUAGCUGUCAACUGUUAAACAGUUUUUCCUAAAUUUAGGAAAACAUUUGUAUUUUGGGACAGUGGCGAUAAGAGGUGUGUCGGCCAUGUUCCCAUGCUGCAGCUCUAAACUAAAAACGUGUAUAAUGAAUCACUGAUUAACAAAUUAAAAGUUUAUUAUUAAAAUAGUUAUAGAUACAGGUACAAUAUAGUGGGAUUUCUCAGAUGAGUACAUUUGAAGUUUGCAGGGCAUAUUAUCAACAUUGUGCCAGAUGGGAUCAACCAAUCCCUGAAAAUAUUUUAUGGAAUUCAUAUUGUAAUUCAGUCCAGAUGUAAUUAUUGUCAAAAUGCCUAUAAAAAGAAUAUAGGUUCAUUUCUAGGACACUAUAUCGUCAUUUCCCAUCAAUAUAUUCCACACUAUGAAAAAAGGCUAUUCUAUAGCUGCAACAUUGUGUCUGUUGAUGUGUGUCAAGGUCCUCCUGUGCCAGCAUAUUUCACCAUUAUUCCUACAUGAUGUAAAUCAAAACUGUUCGGACAAAUGUUAUCCAAUCAGUUGGAAUUAAGUUGUUGAGCUUGAAGAUUGUUUUUUCUUUUUUCUUUUUUUGAAAAUACUCUCAUGUUUUGAAUGCAUCAUGUUUUGAUGCAGUUUUUCUUUUCUAUUUUAACAAUGUUGUGACUGCAUGAAUCUCUGGACAUGUUUUAUGGCUUGGGUUUUUCUUUCGUUUGAAGGGUGGGGCUUUGUUUGUCUGAGUGUUUUGUUUUUCUCGUUUGGUGAUAUUGUCCUCUGUCUCUUUUUACUUCAGCGUCAUGUGUAGGCUAUGUAUUUGCUAAGUGAAGCCUAAAAGCAUCAGAAAUAUGGUAAUCUGCCUUUUAUGCACAUGUAGAAGCUGUUGUUUGGUACUAUGUUUUACACUACAAUAUACGGUGUGUGCUUAUUUUCUGUGCAAACCCCCACAGAGUUUUAUUAUGUCAUGGUAAAUCUAGCCUAGCUUUGUAUAUUGCUGUAUGGUAGGAACAAUGUUUUUCGUGCUUUAUGUGAUAUGAUGUCAAAGUGAGAAAAUGCACUGAGAAAUACUGUGCUGCAAUAUGUCAUUGUGGCUCUAUAUUCUCUGCUGGACCUCAGACUUUAUAGUGAGCCUGACAUCUUUGUAGGUCCAUUUUCUGUUUUGGUGUUUCUUUGAACUUUUUUGUGCUCAUGUAGAUAGCUCUGACUGACGUGUCGCCUGUUACUGCCACCUUUUUAUGCAUCAACGUUCAGGUAUCCAUUGGUGUUAUACCAGUGUUUACAGAGACAAGAGUUUACAACAGAGCAAUGUUUGUUUUUCUCUCCUUAAAUAUGUUUCAACUUUGUUAGAUACCGUAUAUGGAAUAACAGACUAAAUAUGAACCACUUGCAGUGUAGAAUAGCAAAAUUAUUUUGCCAUGUGAAUUUAACAGUGAAUCAGUAAUGUUAUUUGAAUUGAUUGUAUGACCAUAAUUUCAACUAUAUGAUAAUAACGAUAUAUAUUCUAUUUGAUGAGCUUUUAAAGUUAUAUGAAUUAAUUAUGCAUUAUGCAUUUCGAGGUCCUUAAAGCAACUUAAUAAUUUAUAGACUUUUAUUCUGCGGAAAUUCCCCUUUCUGUGUACUUGCUAUGAGCAGCUACAUGUCAUCAGAAGUUUUUUUUUUUUUUUUACAGAAUAGGUACUAUUUAGAUUUUACUGAAUUUAGUUUGACAGUAAAUUUGUCAUCAGCACUGUAUCUUCUCUUUUUUUUGUGUGUGUUAUAUCAAUGGUUGAACCAAAAAGCCAAAGUUCAAAACAGCCAUAAAUGAAAGAAUACUUAGACAUUUUAUCCUUCUAACUGUUGAAACACAUCCUCUCCCUUUGUUUUUCAGAAUACUUUAUUGGGGUACAAAUUACUUCUCAUAUAAACUAUGAACUCAUCAAUGCAUUGUUUACAUUGAACGUAAUAGCAUAACUUGAAAGAGAUGCGACUCAUAUAUCCAGUCCACUACCUGAGAAGUCUCUUUUCUGCAUGAUGCUGAAUUUCAAAAUAUCUCAGAAAAUACCUUGACAUGUUGGUUUUUUUGCUUUAAAUUAAGUAUUUAGUUUUGCCUAUGUUUUAUAAAUCUCUACACUAUUUUGUAGUGGGUAUCACUAUAUACAUCUUGUCUGAGAAAUAACAUAUACAUACAGUAAGAAAUAACAUAAGAAAUAGCAGAUACAAAUACUGUACAGUCAGGCUAUAUAUAUAGAUAUAUGUAGAUUGACUUUGUGACGCAACAAGUUAAAACACAAACUGAAUCAGGAAGGUGAAACGGAGUCAUAGGCGUGUACAGUCACUCAGUGGGUUACCCACAAACAUCUAUGAAUCCUUUGUGUGCAUUUUGAGGAACCACUGCUGGUUCAAGCCUCAUACAAUGGCAGCUAAAUUGUAUAAAAUGUAUUUUGUUUCUGAGUACAGUGAUACUAAACACUGCACAUGCAUUUUACUGCCGUGAAGGGGUGCACUAUGCUCCUAUAGUACACUCACAGCAACAGGAAACAUUAUGCUCAUAGAAUAUGCAAAAUCUAGCAUCCUGCAGCACAGCUUGGCAAGUUGUUACUUUUUUGAGCUAACCCUUUAAAAAUUAUGGUUCAAACCUUGUUCUUCAAAUUGUGUGUUUUCUAUUUUAACUGUCAAAUCGGACCAAAAGAAUCCAAGUUGGCUGUAAAUGUGUGCUACAUUAAAGAUGGAAUACGCUUUUGUUUGAACUGUACCUGAUGUAUUUUACUUGUGUGAAGGCUUCUGUCUUUGUAUCUUUGCAUUAUUAUUUGUAAAUGAAAUGAAAAUAAAUAUAUCUGAAUAAGCAAA